CUGUUCCUGAAGCUGGCUCAGACAAAAUCAGCUCUGGAGGACUCUGACAGGAGUUACCAGCAGAAUGUUACCACACUGGAGAAGAUCCGGGAAGAAUGGCAGAAAGAGCACAUCAAAGCUUGUGAGUUCUUUGAGACUCAGGAGUGUGAGAGGAUCAACUACUUCCGCAAUGCCCUCUGGCUGCACGUCAACCAGCUCUCCCAGGACUGCGUCCAGAAUGAUGAGAAAUACGAGGAAAUCCGCAAGAGUUUAGAAAUGUGCAGCAUUGAGAAGGACAUUGAUUUUUUUGUAAAUUUACGCAAAACUGGAAGUUUGGCUCCAGCUCCUGUUGUUUAUGAAAACUACUAUAAUACACAGAGAAAUCCAACUCCUGUGAGAAGUCCAGCUCCUGUACCUAUAUCAAGGAGGGGACCUCUGCCCACUCCAACCAGUGCCCCAGGAGAGCCUGAUUAUGCCACAGUUGAUGGCUACAGUUUGAUAAAUCACUAAUAGCCACAGUUCUCCAGGCAGAAGACAGUGUUGGUCUGGCCAGUGUGGCAGAAGUGGCUUUUCCAGUUAUUCCCAGCCACGCAGAGCUGAAGUGCUUCUCUGCUUUAAGAAAGUAUUGGAGGACUCUGAUAAUUAUUUGUACAUUCAGAAAGUGCCUACUAAAAAUCAAUGCCUUUGCUCAGCAAACUCCUUGGAUGGAUAUCCCAUCUUUACACUCUGGGGAAGA
This is a messenger RNA of Merops nubicus (carmine bee-eater), 715 nucleotides long. RefSeq names its product proline-serine-threonine phosphatase-interacting protein 2-like. Gene Ontology annotation, cellular component: actin filament; cytoplasm; plasma membrane. Gene Ontology annotation, molecular function: actin filament binding. Lineage: Eukaryota; Metazoa; Chordata; Aves; Coraciiformes; Meropidae. The transcript is spliced from 8 exons. The annotation marks the transcript as partial. The record is from RefSeq and is a predicted model, not a curated record. Gene Ontology annotation, biological process: actin filament polymerization.